This is a messenger RNA of Lizanozyma spartinae, 5829 nucleotides long. It is a transcript of the gene SPO72, whose product is annotated as Spo72p. The record is from RefSeq and is a predicted model, not a curated record. Gene Ontology annotation, molecular function: phosphatidylinositol-3-phosphate binding. The transcript has a single exon. Gene Ontology annotation, cellular component: extrinsic component of membrane; phagophore assembly site. NCBI's taxonomy places the organism in Eukaryota, Fungi, Ascomycota, Pichiomycetes, Serinales, Debaryomycetaceae. The coding region runs from base 1 to 5829 and encodes 1942 amino acids. Gene Ontology annotation, biological process: autophagy of mitochondrion; piecemeal microautophagy of the nucleus; autophagosome assembly.
AUGAGUCCUCAGUUCUGGAUUCCUCAGAAUAUACAAAAACGUCUUCUUUUAUAUGUGCUCCAGAAACUUCUGCUAUUCUCCCAAAUAGAUUUACCCAACUUGGAGGAAGUAUCCCUAAAUAAUUUUGUCAUAAAAGAUGUACUGUUAGACCCUGAAAAGGUGGGCAAAUUGCCUGGUUUUAACUUACGUUAUGGACAGCUCAAGACCUUGGAGAUCCUGAACCAAGGCGGGGUUAUGGGCGGUGGAGUUGUUCUGAUUCAUUUGAAUGAGUUGGAAGUGGUGUUAUCUCCUACAUUAGACGUCAACGAAGAUAUCAAGAACCAUUUACAACAACAACUUGUACAGAGCACUGCGGACUUAGCGAACACAGUCAUGCUAGAUGAAGAUAGUUUUGAAGAUUACCUCAGUCAUAGUCAAGAAUUGGCACUGUCAACUUCAUCCUCAGAAGAAGGCGAUUCUCAAACGUCAUCGGAAGCUUCAACUGUGAAACCGUCCGCCUUGAGUGGUGUCAUGUCUAAAGCAGCUGACAUAGCUAUUCUGAGGCUUCAGAUCCGUAUCUCUAACCUUAGAAUUAAAUUAAUAUCCGAAUUGCACGACAUACUCAUUGAAGUCGAUAGUGGAGCCGUACAAACUAUAAACGGCACAAGGCAUGUGCAACUAAACAACAUCAGAAUAUACAGCUUGAAUAGCGAUACGCCAAAGGGUGAGAGUGACGUUGAUAGUGAUGAAUUAAAGCAAAAAACUGCAGAAGAGUCUUCGGACGAAGAAGAUGAAGAUGAAGAUCCCAAUGAUUUUGGUGAUGAAUCGUUGAUGCAUAGUAUGAUAUAUACUCAUGAAGAAGCUAGCUCCAUAUAUAUGAGUGCUACAUCUAAUGCAUUCAGCAAUUCACAAGGUUUAAAGAAAUCUGCGCCAUCAUCAUCAUCAUCAUCAUCAUCAUCAUCAUCGCAUGACAGUUCAAGCAAAAGUUCUAGUGCUCAAAGUUCAACGAUUCUGGAGUCACUGAACAAAGCUCUUAUUGUUCAUAUUGACCAACUUGAAACUUCUUUUGUUGGUCUUCAAAGUAUUGUGGAUUUGGUAAUUGACAUUCAAACCAUCAAAAUUGCAUUUAUUCCUCUUGCUCCAACAGUGAUAACGUUAUUGGGAAAAUUGACAAGAGUUUUCAAAGUCAAGCUCCACCAGAAGAAGAAGAGCCAACAACUGCUGCGACUACUGAAUAGAUCAGGUCUACGGUUUCAAAAUACUCGGUUCCCAGAAUAUGAUAAGAACGACGAUGUUUACGAAGAAAUCCCAACGAAUACCGAAGAAACGAAAGAACAUGAAGAUGAAGAUGGCUCGAAUGAUAGGCAAACACUUCAAAAAUUCAGAAUUGCUAAUAUUUUAAUUAGUACCAAUUCUGCAUUGCUUCCUCUGGCGGAAUUUGCCAAAACUAUUGGUAACUACUUGAUUUGCAUUUCAAACAUAUUCAUCAAGCAAAAGAAUAGUGUUUUAAUAAAUGGCGGAAUAGAAAGUCUCAAGGUUUUAAAAACAACUGCAACUCAACCGGUCGAGAUAUUCCAGUAUACUUCCCCAGUUGAGACAUCAACUACAUCAAGUAAUGCGUCGUCUCCAGCUCCUCGUGAUAUGGAUCAGCAGCCCAGUGGCCAGGAUCAGCCAAGUAACCAACAACAACCACGCACAUCUAGAGCGGAUGUAAGGUUUGAGUUGUGUAAGAACUUGGCCGACAAGAAGAAUGAGAUCAGCAUAUUAUUAUCCAAAGUGGCUGAAUUUAAGUUGAAUGAAGGUUCAGUGCUUCAAAUUUUGAAGGUAGCAGCUUCUUUGCUGUCUAUUAGUGCAAACUUUUCAGCCAUGGUGUCUGCUUAUGAUGCAAUCCAAUCUUUUAUGGCAUCCCCGGAGUCUGCAUCGAAGCUAAAGUCAACUUCAAGAGGUGGAGGAGGUUUAAAGGUAAAGGUUCCAAAAGUUCAAGACACUACCUCCCAAUUUAGUUUGCGGACUUCUAGUUGGAACCUUUCCUUGGAAUUAGAAUCAGGUACUAAUAUAGGUGCUGCAAUGUCCCCUAUUUUCUUUAAUUCAUUGGAUGCGAAUAUAGGUAUUCAAAAGUUGAACAUUUCCUUCACGAGGAACGGCUUAGAGUCAAAACUCAUCACAAUCCACGAUAUACGUUUUAGUUUCAAAGCGAAGGAAUGGAAAAGUUGGAUGAAACGUAUUGGGACGUCCCCUCAUUCAGUUAAUUUCAAGCAAGAACUUUCCUUAUCUCAAAAGUCAAUGGUUGUUUCUAAAAUUCAUGGGUCGAUCUCCUUGGCAAGCUUAACCCAUUUAAUGGAGCAAGUUGGAAAAUUCAGUAAACUGCUUCAAUCAGCAUUGAUUAAUUUUGAUGAUCUUGGUUUUGGGAUUGCCAACGGCUCCAACUCAAUGUUGCUGACAUCGACUACAUCUUUGAUGCUUCGAAAUAGGACCAAACCUAAACGCAUGUUGGGCAACAGUUCGUUGGCCAGUUCUGUAUUAAUGUCGCAUAAUACCCUCAAAGCAGCUAGCAUAAACUUUCUUAUUAAGGAAUUGAAGUUUGAGAUUACUGAUAUUGCUGACACUUUUGGCGAAAUAAGAUUCACAGCACAUGAUUUUGAAACUUUCAUAUUGGCGAAUGGUGAAGUACAAGGAUCCAUAAAGAAUGUGAAUGGAGAAAGAAGAGUUGGCCAGAAUAGAGAGUAUUUCCUUGGUGAUUAUCAGAAAAGGAAUGCAAACCAAUUACAAUCUCCUUUGGUAUUAUAUCUGUACUCAAGGAACACAGUGGAUGUUACAAUAUGUGAUUUUGCAAUCGAAUACUUCACUAGCUGGUUAAACUUCUUCAAACAGACCGAAAACGGGCCAUUGCUGCAGGAAGAGCCCCGAGCUGCUCUCAAACCAAUCGAGAAACAACUCAUAGUCGACCGAGGAGGAGGAUUUAAAAGCAAAGCAAACAGAUUUGAUGUAAGAAUCACUUUGAAAGACUGCAUGAUAGGGCUCAACCCAGGAAGGCUUCCGAGUAAGGCAUACUUAAUUAUCAACAUGGGUAAUGCAGAUUUAACUUUCUCUGAUUAUGAGUAUUAUAUUAAGAGCUCACUCCGUGAUGUUAGCUUGUUGCUCAUUGAUGAUCCAUCCUUACCACAGCCUCCUUCUAGAACAUCCAAAACCCAAUACAAAUAUAGUCAAGAUUAUUACAUUGCAAAAGGAUACGUUAGUAUUGGGCAUGCUAAUUUAGUUCAUUUAGGUUUGACUGUGAUAACUGACUUGAAGGCAGCCAGUGAGCAUGACAGAGCUCUGGGAAUUCGUAAAGACUUGCCAAAAGUAGAGUUUAAAAUCAACUCGAAUGAUCAUAAAUUAAACAUUUGUGCUGACUCUUCGUUUACAUUACUCCAACUUAUAAACGACUUGAAAUUGCCCUUGAAUUUCACAGACAAAGAUAGGUUCAAGGUGGAAGUCGAUGGUUCUCCAAUAGAUACUUUCAAAGAUGUGGACGACAAUUGGUUUAAUCCCAAGGAUGUUUCGACAACUCCAGUAAGCUUAUCAUCCUCCAAAAAGCUAGACGUUGUUGAAGAAUAUGAAGCUAACUGUUCUUCAUCUAAUGAUCGAAAUAAUGGCUCCUCUUCUUCAUCAAGUGGUCCUGAAAGUGAAGUACAACUUUAUGAGCCAAUUGUAUUCGAAGAGGACCAUUUUGCUGCGGUUGUUUCACCUCCAGUAACUUAUCCUUUGAAGGUAGUUGUGAACUUGACUAAGAUUAAUAUCUUUUUGUUUGAUGGAUAUGACUGGAGAGAAACGAGAAGAAAUAUUAGGACUGUUGUCAAGAAAGUUGAAGCUAGGAUAAAUGAAGAAAAACGAAAUCAGGAUGCGGCUGCACUACAGACGGACCAACUGUUGCAGUCACCAUCAUGUGGAAGAGAGGAGGAAGAGUCCCCCAAGAGCAAACAAAAGAAGAAGAAGAAAAUAAGUUUUAAGGACGAAGAGAAUGAACAAGUAGAGGAUGACCGUCCUAUAAUAGAUGAAACACUUUAUCUGUCAAUCCACUUGACAGCGACAGAAUCUACAAAUGCCUACAACUUGGUGAACACUAUCAAUAAUGAGGUUCAGAUGACUAAUUAUGAGUUCAGUACUGAUGAGCAUUCGAUAGGUACCAAUUAUAAGAAUUUGAAACUUAGAAGGUCCCACAGCCAUAAGAUUAAUAUUGACUUGAAAGGGUUAACAGUGGAUGCUAAGGUUUCAAGUACACGGGAUCCUCGUUUGGAUUAUACUGAUCCUGAAAUGAAGUUGGAGAUCCUUAAUACAAUUGUAUUAUCAAUUGAUCUGGUCAUUGUUCAUGAUAAUGUACCUUCUUCAACGUGGAGCAAGUUUUUAAGUUAUAUGACAUCCUUAGGAGAAAGGGAAUCUGGAAAGGAAAUGUUGAACGUAAAGAUAACUAGUGUUCGUCCUGAUCCAAGACUUGUUUCCAGUGAAGCCAUUAUCAGUGUUUCACUCCUUCCCCUAAGAUUGUAUGUUGAUCAAGACACUUUGGACUUCUUUUCUCGAUUCUGUGAAUUUAAGGACAACCGGUUUGAGUUACCUCCUGAUGAGAUUUUGUAUAUUCAAAAGCUUGAAGUUGAUACCGUACGACUUAAAUUGGAUUACAAACCUAAAAAGGUGGAUUAUGUUGGAAUAAGAUCAGGCAACACUUCAGAGUUUAUGAACUUUUUUAUCUUGGAUGGUUCAAACAUCAAAUUAAGGAAGGUUAAAUUAUACGGCAUAUCUGGUCCUCAAAAGCUUAAUUCAUUAUUGAAAGGGGUAUGGACUCCAGAUGUCCAAGCCACACAACUCCCAGGUAUUCUUGCGGGACUUGGACCUGUGAAGUCUGUAGUUGGCAUUGGAAGCGGGUUCAAAGACUUGGUUGAAAUCCCUAUUAAGGAGUACAAAAAAGAUGGCCGUAUAUUGCGAAGUAUUCAGAAGGGGACAAAGAAGUUUGCAAAGACUACAGGAUAUGAAAUCUUAAACUUAGGUGCAAAGUUGGCAUCAGGCACCCAAGUAAUUCUUGAACAGGGGGAAGAAUUUUUUGGUGGUGAAGGAAGUUCAGCUAGAAGUAGCAAUAUACCAAUGAAGGAUUCGGAUGAAAUAAUGGAUUUGCCAACGUCGCCAACCAAUAAAGAGGACGAGGUAGGCAGCAGUCGAUUACUAGCAUCCUCCAAGAUCAUGGCUAAAAAAUCUGGUAGCCAGUUGGAUUAUCAAGAACCUAGAAAAGCAAUCUAUUCACACAUUGAUUUAGAUGAUCCUAAUGAUUUUGAUAAUGAUGUGCUUAGCAAAUCACUACUAUUAUUGGACACACGUAAUGUGGGUCAAAUUGCGCCUCGUAUCAGAAGGUUCUCUCAAGAAGAGUUUGAAGAAGUCAAUGCAGAUUCUGAAGAUGAAGAUUAUGACUCUGAAGAUGAAUAUUUGGAUGCAGAGGAGGGAGAUGAAGAAGAAACUUUAUUGGUUUUGGAUCUGCUUGUGAGGAAACCUUACGGUGACUUUAAGAAGGUAAGCUUAUAUUCCAAUCCACCUGAAAAUAUAGAGCAAGGGUUGAAAUCCGCCUACAAGUCCUUAUCGUCGAACUUGGGGUCCACUAAAAAGACGCUUUUAAAUCUCAAGCAUGAAAUAAACCAGAGCCAUAAUUUCCAAGAGUCGUUGGUCUCUGUGGUCAAAUCUUCCCCUAUUAUAAUUAUUCGGCCAUUAAUUGGAACUACUGAGGCUCUUCUGAAGACGCUAAUGGGAUUAAGCAAUGAAAUCGACUCAAAGAACCUCAAAGAUUCCAGAAAUAAAUAUCUUCCUGGCUCUGAGAAUGAUGAUAAUUGA